Messenger RNA from Triticum turgidum subsp. durum (durum wheat), 1863 nucleotides. NCBI's taxonomy places the organism in Eukaryota, Viridiplantae, Streptophyta, Magnoliopsida, Poales, Poaceae. The record is from the annotation of a GenBank genome assembly.
AUGGACCCAAGCCGCAAGCACGGCGCCACGGGCGCCUCCUCCUCGUCGUCAUCCGCCGACGGCACGCACACUAGCUGCAAGUUCGAGGAGGAGGCGAGGAUGACGGGGGACGCGCUCCUCGUCCUGGACGGCCUCGUGCAGGUGUUCCCGCAGGUUAACUUCUCAACACUGAUAGAAGUUUCCAUCUCAUUCAAUGGAGAUGCUGAUGCAGCAGCAGAUUAUGUUAUCCAUAAUGUCCUUCCAAAUAGUACCGCAGAUGACAAUAAUGCAAGCACGAAUGAUGAUUCAGAUAUUCAUGGGCAACAUCAGGUAUUUAGUGACACAAACACUAGUUUCACGAUCCCGCCAGUGGAUGAUGGUACCAUUCCAAAAUCUGUACAGUUUGACGCUAUCAAUGAAAAUUCUGCUGAACAUGGAGAAAACUCCAUGGGAGAACAAUUGAUGCAGUCACCUGCUGCAGCAUCAACAUCUGGUCAGGACGGUCUACCUGAAGAAAUUGAUUCUGAUUCUGUGCUAGCUGGUGCGCAGAACUCAGUUGUUGAUCAUGAAGUAGCUCAUUCUGAAAACGAGCAGAAAGAAAUGAAUUAUCUGGACCCCACUACUGAAGAUCACCGUGAUGAACAAAUACACUCAUCUUCUGAGGAAAACCAGGCCGAGCCAACUUCUGAAGAUAUUUCUACGCUGCAUGGUGAUGAUUCACCUGAUAUGAACGUGCGAUCAAACUAUUCUGUUAGCCCUGAGUCCAUUGAUGAUGCAAUCUCUGCUGAAAACUGCAAGAAGAAUACUUUGCUGUCAAAUGUGGCAGCGAUAAGUGAAAUGCUAGAGGAGGUUGAGGUUAGUGAGGCAGAAACAAAACAUGUUGUAUCCGAAGCAAGUCAAGCUGGCAAUGAUAUUCUUGUAAAGGCGGCGAAGCUAAAAGAAAUGUCUACACUUGCAGCGGAAGAGAACAACAAGGUUGCAGCAGAGGUUUUUGCUGAGAAAUCUAUUCUAGCCUCAGAAGCGCAGGGGCUCCAGUCCUGGUUGUUUGACAUUUCUGAAGAACGAAAACACUUCAUAUCAGUCAUUGACGAGAUGCACCAAACUCUUCAAAGAAGGCUCGAUUUAGCAGAAGCAGAAAGGGCAGCCGCUGAGAUGGAAAUGAUUGAAAGGAAAAAAAUGGCUCAAGAAAUGCUAAAAGAACAGGAAGUCCUACUUGAUGCUGCCAAGGAAGAGUCUAAGAAGCUGGAGCAACAGGCAGAGGAGAAUGUAAAGCUGCGGGAGCUACUGAUGGACAGGGGCCAUGUUGUGGAUGCAUUGCAUGGAGAAAUGCUUGGAAUCUUCGGCAACAUUGUACAGCUCCAACGCAGAGUUGAUAUGGGAGUUCCUGCCGAUGAACAACGGCAACUAGCUUCAUCGAUCCUGUCCAGCUCAGUCGAGUCAGCAGCUGGCGAAUUCCCUGCUGAAGAACCACCGCAGCUCGCUCCAAUGAGCUUUCCCAGCCCGGUCCAAUCAGCACAUUCCGGACUAAUCUACGUUGAUGAGCCACUGGAACUAGCUUCAUCGAGCUUAGCGGGCUCAGUCGUAUCAGCGCCUUCAAAACUACUUCCUGUUGGUGAAUCGCUGGACCAAAGUUCAUCGAGCUUGGUCGGCUCCGUCGUAUCGGCGCCUUCCAAACUGUUCUCUGUCUGUGAGCCACUUCAGCUAGCUUCAUCGAGCUUGUCUAGCUCUAUCAGAUCGGCCACUUCCGGGAGCAGCUGGUCUUCUGCCACGGAGUCCAAUUCGGGUUUCAAUGACGAGGAGGAGAUCGCCGUUGCUUCUCCCCGUGACAAUUUUGCUCUGGACGACACCUGGGAUGUAGUUGAAGACGAGGAAUGCGUGUGCUAA